GCCAGAUGUUUAGGAGAAUAAGGAGAACGAACAACCCAUAAGGAAUUGAAUAUUUCACGAGUAGGAGGCGAGCUGCACUCUUCGUGACCUGAAAACGUGACUUCAGCGGCAAUAGCUGUAGUAAAAUCAAUCUCUACUAUAAUGAAUAGAGUGAUUGAAGUUCAUGGAGGCCGGAGACUGAUCAUUCCUGUUGGAUUACCAGAGUUGAUGAACGACAUCGGCAAGGAGGUAAUAAAGCAUCAACCAGAGAAUAUAUUAGAGUUUAUUGCAAAAUAUUUAGAAAAAAGAGUUGAUCAGUUGAGAAGGCGAGAUCCUCUAAGAAAAGACUUGUCAAGUUAUUCAGAAAUUGAACGAUCACUUCCGAGAGAAACCAGGAUAGUCUUGGAUGAGUGUGGUAUUGAUCUUUAUACAGCUGAAAAAGCAGCUACAACAAUCCAGGCAACAUUCAGAGGAUACUCAACUAGACAACUCUUGAAAAAAGAAAGGAAUGAUUCUGCAGAAUGUGAAUCCGAUAACAAUGUCACAUCAACAGAUAACACCGAAUCGAUUUCAGAAAAUACGGAUGAAGGCAUAGAUUCAGUCAACAAAGUGAAUGUGGAAAAAUCAAGCUCUACCAUUAGAUCAUCAACUUACACCAUUCCAGAGGUAGACUACAAGGCGUCGAAACCAUCUAUUGACCUGGCGAGCAAUUACGAGCAAUUGAGCUUGGUGGACUACGAAGGCGAUGAUUACAGAGGGACUGCGACCAUCGAGCGGCCAUCGUUCACACAUUCCAUGAUCAGCACCAAUACCAUCACAAGAGACAUGCAACAGCAGUCCAACACCUAUCUGGAUCUAACACAGGUCGUCUAUCGCAAAUCCAUCGAUCCUUUCAAGGAGGUCGAGCCAGCUGUCAUCACCAGUGACGUGGAAAUAUUGAAGCAUAUCGAUAUGGAUAAUUAUGAAGAUGAUAAAACCUUCAACAGCAAUAAUGAUCAAAAGGGUUUGCAGGGGGGAUAUCCCCUAGAUGAGGUGUCGAGCUCUGUUAUCACAAGUGAAGCAUCCACACAAAAAAGCAGGGAAGUAUCGGAUGAUUUGGACAAGAGACUCUCUCUCGAAAGAAAGUCAAUAUCUCCUAAGACAAGCAGUGGAACCGCACCGGAAAGCCACGAUAAGGGAGAUGGUGUGAACAAAACACAGUCUUCUCAUGAGGUGUUGAAGUCUCCACGCUCUUCUCAUGAGGUGUUAAAGUCUCCACGAUCUUCUCAUGAGGAGUUGAAGCCUCCACGCUCUUCUCAUGAGGUGUUGAAGUCUCCACGCUCUUCUCAUGAGGAGUUGAAGCCUCCACGCUCUUCUCAUGAGGUGUUGAAGUCUCCACGCUCUUCUCAUGAGGAGUUGAAGCCUCCACGCUCUUCUCAUGAGGUGUUGAAGCCUCCACGCUCCAGUGGCGAGUUGAAAAUCAAAGGCGAAGCCGAUGAUGUGAUUGAAAAUUCGCGUGCAGGAGAUUACCAUUCUAAUGAAGAUCUAACCUUGAAUUUGGCAGAGACUGUCAACGAAGAAAACACAUGAUUUAAUAAUAUAUGGAAUAUGAGGUUGAUUAAUUUAUUAUUUCUCUUUGCGAUUUCUCUGCACAUAUUUUUCAUUUAUGUGGGCCUAAUUUGGGAAAAUUUAGAGAGAAAAAUAUAAGUGUUUUGCACUACA
Molecule: messenger RNA, 1680 nt
Organism: Nilaparvata lugens (brown planthopper)
Lineage: Eukaryota; Metazoa; Arthropoda; Insecta; Hemiptera; Delphacidae
Exons: 9
Coding region: 142-1548 (468 amino acids)
Molecular function (GO): protein binding
Source: RefSeq, a predicted model, not a curated record